AUGGAACGGAAGCUGGAGACAAGCAGAGAAAUCCUGUCCAAACCGCGAGAGGAGAGGUGGUUACGUAAUCGUUGCCUGACAUACUGCGGCAAAUUCCGCGAGAACUAUGCAGUUUCAAGCCACCCGUCAGCAAGUUUCCCACCCACCGACUACGACACCGAUAUCGACAGUACCCGCGGCGCCGGCCUCAACAGCAAGAACCCCCUCAAGGCCUUUUUCCAGAUUGUGAGUCUGUCUUUACGCGCGGAAGGAGGUCUCCCGUUCUAG
Molecule: messenger RNA, 267 nt
Organism: Heterobasidion irregulare TC 32-1
Lineage: Eukaryota; Fungi; Basidiomycota; Agaricomycetes; Russulales; Bondarzewiaceae
Exons: 2
Coding region: 1-267 (88 amino acids)
Source: RefSeq, a predicted model, not a curated record